AAAAUGAACGUUUCUGGUGCAGGUCUGAACUUCAAGAAAUCUAAUAUAAGGAUAUGGAUUCACCAGAGGAACAUGGCAAAUUUGCAGCAAGUUGUUUGGGAGGGCCAUGGCAAUAUGUUGCUGGUUGAGCAUAGCAAUAAUCCUAAAAUUAAGAAGUUUUUGGAGGUUGUGCCGCAUAUAAUGGGUUUAAUUAAAGAAAUUCACACAGAUGUACAAAAUGGCGAUUUGGAAAAACUAAAAGAGCUUGCCAUUCCUCCAAUUCCACCCAGUGUACUUGGUGCAAAGGAUGGUAAUGGUCUGACACCUCUACAUAAGGCAGCUGGAUUAGACAAACAAGAAAUAGCUGAAUAUAUCAUAAAAGAAUACCCGGAAAGUGUUCAAGCCGUAGACAGUGAAGGACGGACUCCACUGCACUAUGCUGCUUUACUAAAAGAUGAUGGCAAAAUGACAAAUUUUCUAAUUGAAAAGGGAGUAGACGAAUCAGCAUUAGAUAAUAAACAAAAAACAGCUGCUUACUACAAAACAAGACACUCAGAAAUUGAUUCCAAACUGUUAAAUGUAAUUCCUGAUUGUCCAAGAUCAGCAAAAGAAAAUUUGGCAGCUAACUUUGAUUGGAACAUGUUAACGUCAUCUCCUUCUUUGAACUGGAUUCAAAAUGGUGCUAAAAAAGUUGAACAACUUGUUGACAGCAAUAAAGAAAAUAGCGAAGAAAUUGAAAAUAAAAAUAACGAAGCAGAACAACAUGUAGAAAACAUAAGUGAAGAAUCAGCUGGAAAUGAAACUCACAUUAAUGGAACCAAGAAAGAGUCACAAGAAAGCCCCGAAGAACCUCAAGAAACUUCAAAUGAACCAAUACCACCAGAAAAUAAUUCACCUGAAGAAACCCUAAAGGAACCAGAAGAACAUUUUGGAGAUAAUAACAAAUCUGAUGAAACAGCAGACAAAACUGAUCUAGAACCUACAGAAGAACCUUCAGAAGAACCUACAGAAGAACCUACAGAAGAAUCUACAGAAGAACCUACAGAACCAAAAGGAACUUCUGAAAUAGAUGAAACAACAGACAACAAUAAUAAUAACGAUACAGAGGACCAAGAAAAACUUCACGAACAAAAAGAAGUUAAAGAGACCCCUGGAGAAUUAUCUGAAUCAAGACCUGUCAGUAAUACAUCACGUCCUGGUAGUACAAAUCUAGCAAAUACAAGCAGACCAACUAGUCAAAUCAAGCAAGAUUUUAACUCUAGACCCGCUAGUAAAACGCAAGACAAUUCUAGACCAACUAGCAAAACGCAGGACCAUUCUAGACCAACUAGCAACAUGAAAGAUCCUAUAGAAGAUGGCGAAGGUAUAAUAGAAGGAAUAGUCAACGGUGAAAACGAGGUAGAAGCUAUGAACAAUGAAGGUAUGAAUGCACCUAGAACCUCUGAUAAAGAUGACGAUGUAAAAGUUUUAGUAGAAGCUGGAAAUAUGGAACAACUAGCUGCAAUGGUGCUAAAUGGAGAAGGAGAAAGACUAAUUGGGAUGAAUAGUGAUAAUCCGGAGUUGCAGACAUUUCUAGAGAAUGUGCCGACUUAUAUGUCGAAAAUCCACAGAAUCCACGAGGCAGCAAGAAGUGGAAAUUUAAGAGAACUACAAGCAGCUUUAGAUAGGCGCAAGUUUGCUAUAGCCAAAGACACAAUAUCGCCCAAGGGAGCUUCUCCUUUACACGUGGCUGUAAUAUUUGGAAACACCAGUAUCGUGAGAUACUUAGCAGGAAGGUUUCCGGAAACUCUCCAGGUGACUGACGAUGAGGGAAAAUCUCCGCUACAUUAUGCAGCAGUUCUUAACGAUAACGGCCAUUACUACAAUCUUUUAAUACAUCUUGGAGCGGAUAUGAGAAAUGAAGAUAAGUUUGGAUUUAAUCCAGAAUAUUAUAGAAAAAAUCAACAAGAUUUUAAUCAUAGGAGUCUGUUAAAAGAUUUCGGUGCCGAAGGAGAAGAAGCUGAUGAAAUUUUAGCUGACAAAGAUAAAUUGACUGCUGAAAAUGGACAAGUUGAUAUGCCUUUUUUUGCUACUGAGGAGGGGCGUUAUCUAGCAUCAUCAUUAGGAGAUCCCCUUAUCAAAGGCUUGACUGAAGUUGCUAACAAGAGACCAGAUGAUCCUAUUGCAUAUUUGGCUCAAUAUCUUUACAACUUUGCUAAUAACAGAAACAAUGUUAAAUCAAGAGGGAAAACGCAGGAAAGUGUACACCAUGAAACUAUUACUGGGUCUCCAGCUGGUGGAGAUAAUAACGCAGUACCAGCAAGCAUAGAUGUUGUUACUCUUGAGCCAAAUGAUGACAAUAACGAAGAUGAAUCUGCUUUUAGCCCGACUAGUAGAGAUGAGCAUGGUCAAAGUAUGCUUCAUUUUGCAUCAGCCAGAUCACACGGACGUAAUGCCUUAUUCCAACUGCUUCAAGAAACAGAUAUUAAUGUUGCAUACAGAGACGAACUUUAUAGAACAGCAAGAGAUAUUAGCAUACAAGCUAAUCUUCCUGAGAAUACAGAAGAAAUUGAUCGAUAUGUUUUACACAUUGCAACUAAAGGAGAUACCGAUAAAUUGGUAGAAUUAUUGUUGGAUGGUUAUGACCACAUUACAGAUAUAGUUGAUAAUGAAGAUGUUCCGAUUAUUGAAGCAGUUUCUAAAGCCGAUCAACCUGAUACAGUUUCUUUCCUUCAGUCUAUAUUGACCUUUGAGGAAAAGAGAGAAAGAGUUCAUCACGCAAUUCGUCAAGGAUCGCUCAAUGACGUCACUACUCUUCUAGCUGAUGAAAAUGAUACUGGGAGCGGAAAACUAUUGGCUAUUGGCAAAAAUAGUUAUGGCAGAUGUACACUGCAUAUCGCAGUUUUAUGUCAACAGGAGGAAAUUGUCGAUUAUUUAGCUAAUACUUUUGCGGAUACUUUAAAGUUAGGAGAUAACUUGGAAAGAACAGCUCUACACUACGCAAUGGGCGUCGAAAAAAUGGAAAGCAUCAGUAGAGUCCUAAUUAAAGCAGGAGCAGUUCGAGUAGUCAAGGAUCUUAAAGGGAGACAACCGACGUACUAUUUCCUCAAUAAGUCCGACAUUUUGAGAUUGCAAGAGGAGGAAGAGACGUUUUGA
Molecule: messenger RNA, 3114 nt
Organism: Psylliodes chrysocephalus
Lineage: Eukaryota; Metazoa; Arthropoda; Insecta; Coleoptera; Chrysomelidae
Source: the annotation of a GenBank genome assembly